AUGUUGCUGCUGGUAGUGCUUGUGGCCACAACCUCUUGGUCUUAUGGAUGUGCGCAGGAAAUUCCCAUUCAGAGUCCUAUAUCCAUCACCAAGUUAAAAAAAAGCGCACGGAUGACAUGUGAAAUUCAAACGUUAGAGACAAAUUUUGAUGGCAUCAUCAUACACUGGUAUAAGCAGAAGGAGGGUGAAGCUCCAGGGAGGCUUCUGUUUGUUUCAGGACGCAAAGUUACUGUUGAAAGUGGCUUUGACGCAAACAGAUACAUGGCUGAAGGAAAUUCUGUCCAGAAGCAGUGCAUUCUUACCAUAAAAGAUGUAAUUCCAGAUGAUGCUGCUACUUACUACUGUGCCUACACCGUGAUUGGUUAUUACAACAAGGUCUUUGGCACGGGUACCAAACUCAUUGUCUCAGAAAAAAAAAGUUCUCCCCCAACAAACUCUGAAAUCCUGAAGAGAAAACAUGAAAAUCAGACAACGUAUGUUUGCCUUAUUGAAAAAUUCUACCCAGAAGUUAUUAGGGUGAAAUGGACUGAUGAUGAAAAGGAGGUAACAGACAACGUAGUGAAAGGUGACACUUGGCAGUCCACAAAAGAGGAUAAAUACUCAAUUGCCAGCUGGUUAACUGUGCCAGCAGAGAAUGAAGAAAAGAACUACUACUGCAAAUAUGAGCAUGAAGAGGAAAAGGCUUCACUGUCAACACAAGAUUCUGUGGAGACAACUUCUCAGGAAGAGGACUGCAGAAGCAGAACAGUCUUUUUUAAUGGAGAUCAGUUAAGGCACAGGACAGCAUAUUUAGUGUACAUCAUCCUUCUUCUGAAGAGCUCCAUGUACUAUCUUAUCGUACUCUUCUUCAUCUGCAAAAUGUGGGCUUCAACCAAGCGCCGAGGAAAAAAAGUAUAAAUGCUGUUGUAAGAAAGGGUUGCAAAUUGAUCUUAAAUUUACUUUGCUGUAUGCUUAUCCAUAUAGACUCCCCUGCUCUCAGUGUUAGAUGUAACAGCAAAAAAAAAAAAAAAAAAUCCGGAAUAAUUUUCUGGUAUUAGUGCAUAAAGGUUUAUUUUGCUUUACUGAUAGUGUUUUUAUAUC
Messenger RNA from Catharus ustulatus (Swainson's thrush), 1080 nucleotides. RefSeq names its product immunoglobulin kappa light chain. NCBI's taxonomy places the organism in Eukaryota, Metazoa, Chordata, Aves, Passeriformes, Turdidae. The record is from RefSeq and is a predicted model, not a curated record. The transcript has 6 exons. The coding region runs from base 1 to 897 and encodes 298 amino acids.